Molecule: messenger RNA, 351 nt
Organism: Saccharomycopsis crataegensis
Lineage: Eukaryota; Fungi; Ascomycota; Saccharomycetes; Ascoideales; Saccharomycopsidaceae
Exons: 1
Coding region: 1-351 (116 amino acids)
Source: RefSeq, a predicted model, not a curated record
AUGGACGAUACAACACCGUCCAAGUCACCGCCGGUCACAGCACUAGUGCUUGACUUGGAUCCGGAGGCAGCGAAGCUAAUCGAUUUGCGAAAUCAGGUAGUAUCUUGCCCUGACAAGGAUUUGUCUGAGAAAAUUGAACGGCUUCGUAUAAAUAAGUACAUCAUCGGAGCACAGACGUACAAUAUUGAUCCAAGACCGACCCUCAACAAGAACCCGUUUGUGGAAGUGACGAAUUUCCGGAUCAUCGAGCCGAAUAACGUGAAGAGUUCUCAAGUGGAGCACGCGUUUGAUGAUGGAGUUUAUCGUGUACUAAGUAAGGAUUUGGGGGCUGAUGAUGGACCAACGUAUUGA